UAUAAACGUGAAGUUCAGCAGCUCGUGAGACUCAUCGCGCGAGUCCAUAAGCAGUUGCUGUUUCGUUUAGGUUAGCUGUGUUGUGAAAACUUGUUUUUAAAUAGUUUUUUUUUUGUUUGUUUGGGUUUUUUAAAACGCUUUCAAACUCAAGCACUUGUUGCAUGCGGGACUCCGAGGGCAAAGCACUAACUCAUUAACUCUGACACGCCGUUAUAUCUUUCUGUAUGCUGGAGAUUGUGAUUGAUAUCCUGGAUUUAUGAUGGACGGCGGGGGCUGUGGGUUUAAUGGCGGUGGAGGAGGAGGAGGAGAGAGCCAUGGGUCGGGAGCUCAGCAUGGCAUGAUCACUCUGGAAGAUCUCGAGUCUUUCUCCGAAGAUCAGCUCUCAGACUCCGGCACAGGCGGUGCUGAAGAGAGGGAGAUGAUGGAGGAUGAAGAGCAGAACAGACUCCUGAGGUACUGGCAGGACGUCGCCAGAGGACACCGAAUAGAAGUGCCCAGAGAUAUGGCAGAACCCAUUCAGCAGCUAACUACUAAUAAUAAUGGCACACACGAGCGGGAAACAGUUCCCUUCACACUCCUCUCACGCAAGGAGAAGUGUGGGGACGUCCUUUAUGAGACGCGCCACUACGACAAAGCGCACUGGGCCUGCAUCACGGUCAAAGAGGACACAUACGAACAGAGCAUUGGCUACGGCUUCAUGAAGAUCAUGAGAUACAUUUGCCAACAGAAUUCUUUAGGCAUUUAUCUGGGCAUGACCAUACCCAUCCUGACAGUGGUGCGCAUGGAGGAGGCAAACACGAGCUUUUCUAGAGCCGUCACCAUAGCUUACUAUCUUCCCUCAAACCACCAGGCUCAGCCACCACAGCCUCUUGACCCUGACAUAGUGAUUGAGGAGUGGACUGCUACUACAGUCUACACCAGUGGUGUGAGAAACUCCCCAAAAGAUUUCACAACCCACCUCCUGCCCCUGGACUGCCCACAGCGGUGACACCACAGCGUCCUCCGUUUCUCUGUGCAGAGGACGCAACACACUGAAAACUCUUAGACUGUGUAAUCCACUACUCUUAUAAACAUCCUACGUUGCUACCUCUGCGACAACCGUCAAACGCAUAAUAUUUACUUUAAUGAUAUGCCAUUGUUGAUGCCAGAGUAUACAGCCUAUAGAUAUUUACUGUGAAAAUGUGCAUGUAAGUUUAAUAUCUAACCCCUGUUAUGUAUCUGUCAGCCAAUUAGCAAUUCAUGGCGCUUUCCAUUUCCCAGGGCCUUCACGGGGGCUACAAAUGAGACUACCCUCAUGAGUCAGAUCAACACUCUGGCAGAAAUACUGGAUUCUCCCGGGCUGUAUAUCACCAACUCCUUCAUCAUAGCUGGCUACACAAACCCUGCAGCAGUGCACCGUGUUAAUGAGAUAUGGUUCAUUCAAAGGCAGUGAAGGGAUUCCUAUGGAAACACCUGACCCUGCACCUCCUUAUUUGCCCCAGUCUACAGCUUGAACAAGCACACUGCCCUGAGUGAAAUAGGAAGACUGCUCUUUUUUUGGGGGGGGGGGGUUCUGAAUAACUCCUCCUAGCAAUUUUUAAAAUGCGAAGUUCCUUCAUGCAAAAUGAUGCGUAAAGGUUGGCAGGUCUGCGUUAAGUUGUGGAAACAUGAAUAACAUUUUCUGUGCUGAUCUCUUGGCUGUGAUUUGUCGUAGCUUUUGCUCCUCAGUAAAACCAGUGUUCUUUUGUUUUCACUGAAAUAAAAAAUAAUAAUAAAGUUGUGUUGGAACCAAA
Ictalurus punctatus (channel catfish) is the source of this 1772-nucleotide messenger RNA. RefSeq names its product heme-binding protein soul3 (gene soul3). The coding region runs from base 257 to 988 and encodes 243 amino acids. The transcript has 5 exons. The record is from RefSeq and is a predicted model, not a curated record. NCBI's taxonomy places the organism in Eukaryota, Metazoa, Chordata, Actinopteri, Siluriformes, Ictaluridae.